Eimeria tenella is the source of this 2658-nucleotide messenger RNA. RefSeq lists its product as uncharacterized. Gene Ontology annotation, cellular component: chromatin; nucleus. Bases 1 to 2658 code for a protein of 885 amino acids. NCBI's taxonomy places the organism in Eukaryota, Apicomplexa, Conoidasida, Eucoccidiorida, Eimeriidae. The transcript has 7 exons. Gene Ontology annotation, biological process: regulation of DNA-templated transcription; chromatin remodeling. The record is from RefSeq and is a predicted model, not a curated record.
AUGCACGAACUGCAGCGCGGGGCUGCAGGGGCCCCCAGUAGGGCCCCCACAUCUGCUGCUGCGGCUGCUGCUCGACUACCCGCAGCAGCUGCCCCGGAGUCUCGCGGAAGAUUUGGCAACAAACGGAAUGUGUGUCUUCGACACCCACUCCAGCAGCAGAAGCAGCAGCUCGGCAGCAGCAGCAGCAGCAGAUCUAGCAGCCUAGCACUUGCAGCAGCUGCCGCUGCUGCUGCUGCUGCAACAGCGGGACUUCAGUGGCGCCAGGCGGGAAGCGCUGUGGCGCCCCUUAAUGCAUGCGAGACUGCAGCAACAGCAACAGCAGCAGCAGCAACGGAAGCCGAACCAGCAGCAGCAGCAGCAGCAGCAGCAGAAGCAAGGACCCCGGGCUCUUGCUGCUGUCUGAGGAGCCUGCAGUGGGCCCUCUUAGGGCCCCUUCUGCUGCAGCUGCAAACAAUGGCAACCGAGGAAAGCAGCAGCAGCAGCAACAGCAGCAGCAACAGAAGCAGCAACAGCAGCAGCAGCAAGAGCAUCAGCAGCAGCAGCAAAAGAGAAGCCACAGCCAUGCCUCAGGCUGCUCAGGAGCUGCCUGCUGCUGCUGGGGCCCCAGCAAAGAACGGGGGGCCCCCCUUUGGGGCCCCUGGGUUGCUGGGUUUGAAUGACAAGCUGCUGCUGCUGCUGCUGCAGUGGCUGCCGCUGCGGGAGCAGCACCAGCUGCUGCUGCUGUGCCGCGGGGUGUACAGACAGCUCUGCACUGCCCCCUUCAUCGACAGCCUUUGCUGCCCCCCAGGCAGCAGCUUCAGGCUGCUGGUGGAGCCCCACAAGCACCACCCGCUGCUGCAGCAGCAGCAGGAGCUGCAGCAGCAGCAGCAGCAGCACCUGCAGCAGCUCAAGACCCAACUCGAGCAGCAGUACCCGCUGCCCCAGCAGCAGCACCCCACCCUCUCGCAGCAGCAAGAAGCGAACCUGCAGCAGCUGCAGCAAGUGCAGCAGCAGCAGCAGCAAGUGCAGCAGCAGCAGCAGGACGACAGACUGCUCUGCAAGCGAAUUCUGAGUGAGAAACAUCAGCAGGAAGAUACGAGCAGCAAAAAGAAGAGGGACGGCACUGUUGCUCAGCAGCAGCAGCAGCUGCUGCUGCAGCAGCAGCAGCAGGGGGCGGCGGCGGGCGCUGCUGCCGGCCCUGCAGCCCCCACAGGCAGUGCGCCCAACGACAGCAGCAGCAGCAACGGCACCAGCAGCAGCAGCAACGGCACCUGCAGCAGCAGCAGCAACGGCACCUGCAGCAGCAGCAGCAACGGCACCUGCAGCAGCAGCGGCAGCAGCUCUGCAUGCGACGCUGCAGCAAGCUUGCCUGCGCACUGGCGGUCCACGCGGCUGUGGAUCCCCGCAGCAGCAAUGGAGGCGCUGCUGCUGCGCUGCAGCAGCAAACUGCAGCAGCUGCUGCUGGACCUCUCGCUGCGCAGGGGUUUUGGAGUUUCUCCUUUUACUCAAAUUAAUUUAAACUUCAAAUUAGCUGCUCUCAAAGAAAUGCAGCUCGUCAACAUCACCCGAGACAACUUCAGGUGUGGGGAGUGCAGCUUUCCCAACUUGGAAGUGCUGCGGCUGCACUGGGCAGACGUUUGCCCAAGGCAGCACAAACUCGGGCUGCUGCUGCGGGGCUGCACCGCUUUGCGGUCUUUGUCUGUUCACGCGGACUGCGACGACGACGAAGCGCUGGUCCAGACCACUGGUCUGUUUGCUGCUGCGCUGCAGCAGCUGCUGCAGCACGAGCCGCGGCAGCAGCAGCAGCAGCAGCAGCAGGUCAUGGAGGCCGGGCCGCCUAUCGGCUUGAUGACCGACGCCGCAGCAGAAGCAGCAGCAGUUGCUGCUGCUGCUGCUGCGGAGGAACGGGGCAUCUGUCCGCUCCCGCUGCUGCAGCAGCUGCAGCUGCCGCUGCUGGCAGCAGCAACAGUGCCGCUGCUGCGUGCUGCGGCACCAAAUCUGCAGCUGCUGCGGCUGGUGCAUGCAGAAAGUCACAGGCUGCUGCUGCGGGGCUGCACCGCUUUGCGGUCUUUGUCUGUUCACGCGGACUGCGACGACGACGAAGCGCUGGUCCAGACCACUGGUCUGUUUGCUGCUGCGCUGCAGCAGCUGCUGCAGCACGAGCCGCGGCAGCAGCAGCAGCAGCAGCAGCAGGUCAUGGAGGCCGGGCCGCCUAUCGGCUUGAUGACCGACGCCGCAGCAGAAGCAGCAGCAGUUGCUGCUGCUGCUGCUGCGGAGGAACGGGGCAUCUGUCCGCUCCCGCUGCUGCAGCAGCUGCAGCUGCCGCUGCUGGCAGCAGCAACAGUGCCGCUGCUGCGUGCUGCGGCACCAAAUCUGCAGCUGCUGCGGCUGGUGCAUGCAGAAAGUCACAGGACAAGUCGGGGUUUGCUGCCGCUGCAGCUUGCAGCGCAGCAGCUGCAGCAGCUGCAGCAAAUUGUAUUCCCUACUCCUGUUGACUUCGCUUUGGUGGGAACGUUACCCAGAGGCCCUGCUACUGCUGCUGCUGCUGCUGACGAGAGCCCUGGUGCUGCGCUGCACACUGCAGCAGCAGCAACAGCAGCAGCUGCAGCAGGCACUGCAGCAGAAGGUGUCUUGCUCUUGCAAGGCCCUGCCUCGGACUUCUUUAUCCGCUGCAGAUAA